GCGGGGAGUGUUGCAGAUAAAUGCGUUCUACGCUACAAUGGGAGAGGAAUCGGUCAUCUUCGUGUUUGUCCUCUUGAUGGUCAUAUUCUCCGGUUUCUCCGCCAUCGCAUCCCUCGUCUUGAUCAUCGGCCUUUGUACAGAUAAUCGCCUCUUGCUGCUUCCGUGGAUAGCCUGUGUGUCAAUCACAACCAUCCUGGAUGUUGCACUGUCUUUCUACUUUCUCGCAGACGCGCUGAGUGACCUGGUGACUAUUAUCUUCUGCAUUGUGGACUACACCAUUUGUGCAUUAAACAUCUAUUGUUUGUUGUGCGUCGUCUCCCAGUACCAAGAGUACCUUGCAGGAAGAGGGCGCUCUCACACCGUGGCGGCUGUGCAGGACCGAGCGGCCGUGCGCUACCGACAGGGCGACAAGGUACACACGGACGAGCACCGCCACAACGGUCCGACCUCCUCGCUACUGCUCACCGUCCCGACGGUGUCCGCUUCGACGGGAGGCCCCCGAAUGUCGACGGACAUGAGCUCUAUCUCGGAGGACGUCUUCAGUUCUCGCCGGAUGAGCACGGAGAACACCAGCGCCGACAUGGAACCGUGUCCCACAGCCACCCUCAUCAAGAUCAAAACUCCUCCCUGAAUGGCUCCCAUCUUCUCGUUGCCCCAUGCUGUGAAUUAUGUCCGCA
Messenger RNA from Ixodes scapularis (black-legged tick), 677 nucleotides. RefSeq lists its product as uncharacterized. Lineage: Eukaryota; Metazoa; Arthropoda; Arachnida; Ixodida; Ixodidae. The transcript has 7 exons. The coding region runs from base 38 to 631 and encodes 197 amino acids. The record is from RefSeq and is a predicted model, not a curated record.